AUGGGCCCCUCAACGGCAUCAUCACCUGCGGCCACUUCGAAUUCUUCCAAGGCUAAGCCUUUAUCAUCACUCUUGGAAAUGUCUGAUAUGGAGUUGAAAAGCCAAAUAAAUGAUAACGCUAAAUGGAAGAAGCGGUCAGAAGACACCACUCUCAAUGUCCAUUUCGCAGAACUAGACGAUCAGUGUUCGAAAGCCUGCAAUCUUCUCCUCAUUGGGUCCAGCAUGCUCGAACGCUUCAAAACCACAGGUCACGAUCUCAACUUAGGUUUGAAGCCUCACGUAUUCAAUGCCGGAGUUGGUGGCGACACUAUUCCCAAUGUACUUUACCGCAUGAGUCUAGGCCUCCUUCAGAAAGCCAAGUACCAAGCGAAAGUAGAAACAGUUGUUGUUAAUAUCGGUUCUAAUGAUUUGAAGAAACCAGGCCGGAGCUUGUCGGAGGUUCAACUCUACCAAUUUGCUCUUCACUUGGAGACAUUGAGAAGAACCUUCCCAAGAAUCGUGGUUACGGCACUUUUCUACAAGAAAGAUGUCCGGCUAUCAGAUGUUGAUCGAAGCAAUGAGGAUCUGCGGAGGAUAGUCUCUGGAUUUCCUGGAGUGGAAUGGCUAGCAGCACCGCAGAUGGAUCUCAUCCACCACUAUGAAGAUCACGUCCACUUGAACAGAGCUGGCUAUGAGGUGUGGGAUAAAUGGCUGGUGGAGAAACUUGGGAUAUAG
Sclerotinia sclerotiorum 1980 UF-70 is the source of this 714-nucleotide messenger RNA. RefSeq lists its product with no specific name. The transcript has a single exon. The record is from RefSeq and is a predicted model, not a curated record. The coding region runs from base 1 to 714 and encodes 237 amino acids. Lineage: Eukaryota; Fungi; Ascomycota; Leotiomycetes; Helotiales; Sclerotiniaceae.